Aspergillus aculeatinus CBS 121060 is the source of this 1174-nucleotide messenger RNA. RefSeq lists its product as uncharacterized. The record is from RefSeq and is a predicted model, not a curated record. The coding region runs from base 307 to 1062 and encodes 251 amino acids. Lineage: Eukaryota; Fungi; Ascomycota; Eurotiomycetes; Eurotiales; Aspergillaceae. The transcript is spliced from 2 exons.
CUAUUCUGCUCUGAAUCAGCACACAGUCACUCAUCGCCACAACCUCAUCCAUUUACUUCUUUUUCUGCCCUGAUACUCACUGAAAAAUAAUUGAAGCUUGAUCGAAAAUUCACUCUCCCCCAACUAUCUCGGUACCAUUCUCCUCAACUCAGAGACAUGCCCCCUACGGGUUACUGGACAGCUAAAGGCCGAGCCUUACGACGAUGGGCCUCAUCACCCCGAGGGAUCUUCAUCAUACUCUUCUAGUUGCAUUCCCUCGCUUGGUUAGGAGUUUACAUCUGGUUACUUGGCUACCCACCCCAAUCAAUGUGCCACCCCACCUGCGACGCCGACAACACCCCCCGCCAGAAGUGGGUCGAGAUUGCCACCCAGGUCCUGUACGCUCACAACUAUCUCCCGGGCCUCGCGGUUGCAUUCUGUAGAUCUCCGGACAUGUACCUGUGGGGCCGCUGGCGACUGGGCGGCUCGCUCCGCACGCGCCAGAAAGCGUUCACCACUCUCGCCUCGAUCCACGAUUUCUGGUUCAGGCUCGAUGACCAAGCCUCCUCCGUUGCCAGCGAUUCGGUGGAUGUGGAUGAGGAGAAGCAACAGCAGCAGCAGCAGCAUCAGCAGGUGGAGAAGGAAGGAGAAGCACUGGUACUAAGGGCAUCACCGACUCCGAUGUAUAAGCUGGAUCUGGUGGUCUGGAGCUAUAUUCUCGGUUCCGUCUUGAAUGUGGGCCUCGCGGUCUGCAUGUGGGCGCUGAAUCGAUCGACCCGACCCUACUGGCUCCCAGGUUGUUUGGCACUUCCCGCGAGCGUCGUGAUAACAACUGGGGGGGUGAUUAUUCGGUUAGAGCAGAGGCGCGCGCGUGUUCAUGCUUCAAGUCAUCGCAACACCAGCACUGAUGCUGAAAGCAUAGACAGUGAAACGACAUAUGUUGAACGCACGGACAGUGAAUGGACAGAUGUUGAAAGCACAGACGGUAAAAGUAUCAAUGCUAAGACAAGAGGUAAGGAACAGGUGCGGGCCCCGCGGAAAGACCCGCGGGGGGAUGUAGUCCUAGUGUUGGUUAAGUUAUAGACUGGUACUACCUUAUUAUGGAUUGACCGGUGGCAGAUCCCCUUAGGCCUCCCCUUGGCUGAGCUCACUUGCUGCAUGCGUUAGCUUCUGGUUAUUCUCUCUUAAAUAGCUU